This is a messenger RNA of Gambusia affinis (western mosquitofish), 991 nucleotides long. It is a transcript of the gene spi2, whose product is annotated as Spi-2 proto-oncogene. Gene Ontology annotation, molecular function: sequence-specific DNA binding; DNA-binding transcription factor activity, RNA polymerase II-specific. The coding region runs from base 1 to 879 and encodes 292 amino acids. Gene Ontology annotation, biological process: cell differentiation; regulation of transcription by RNA polymerase II. The transcript has 6 exons. Gene Ontology annotation, cellular component: nucleus. NCBI's taxonomy places the organism in Eukaryota, Metazoa, Chordata, Actinopteri, Cyprinodontiformes, Poeciliidae. The record is from RefSeq and is a predicted model, not a curated record.
AUGUGGCUGCCUCCCGUUCUGGGUCUUAUCUGCUCCAGCGGGGAGGAUGUGGUCAGUGUCGGUGAGCUGCCUGCUGGUGCAGUCGGGGGGCUUUGUGGGAUCGCUGGUCAUUGUUUCAGGGAGUUCAGGCUGCAGAAGACGUUUGGUGAUGUGCUAACAUGGGAGGGUAUAAGAAGGGCUGCGCGUCUCAGAGUCACCUGGGUGAAACUGCAAAGCCUGAACGACGCCAGAUAUUCACCGGUGAUGGACACUCAGUCUGACUUGGAAGUGAUUUUAGAGUUUCUGGAGGAAUACUACAGGCAAAGCAUUCCAGAAAAUGCAGAAAAUAAAUCUUUUGAUUUAGUUGAGCCUGUGCAUGGAGGAGAUGUGGCUGUGGUUCGAACCUGUGAUGAAAGCUGGGCCUACCAUGAUGCACCUGACGUCAAACCUGUGUUUCAGACCUUCCUAAACCAUGAUGCCCGAGCCGUCUUUGGCCAAAACACAACAGCGACAUUGUCUGAGUGUGGGUCAGUGCCAAACUUUGUUCCAGCGAGACAAUCAUCCAAACACCCAGCCACUGCAGCAGGGAGGGGCAGAAGGCUGCGGCUCUUCCACUUCCUGUUUGAGAUGCUGCAGGACCCGAGCAUGGCCCACUGCCUGUCCUGGGCGCCGGCGCCGCCCGGCGUGUUCAGCUUCUCCUCCAGGAACAAGGACCAGGUGGCGGCGCUCUGGGGCCAGAGGAAGGGCAACAAGAGGCCCAUGACGUACCAGAAGAUGUCCCGCGCUCUGAGGAACUACGCCCGGUCGGGUCACAUCUUCAAGGUGAAGAAAAAACUCACCUACCAGUUCAGCCGGGACACGCUGAUAUCGCUGCAGAAGGGUCACGGAGGAGAGCCGUAGAUCUAUACUGUAUACUCUCUCUUUUCACAUUUUACUGCGGUGUAAAUACAGAACUAAAUAAAAACUUGCUGUUACGUUAAAUUUGUAGUUUAAGUACACUUUGGUGUAAUUC